Messenger RNA from Laetiporus sulphureus 93-53, 375 nucleotides. RefSeq lists its product as uncharacterized. The transcript is spliced from 2 exons. Bases 1 to 375 code for a protein of 124 amino acids. The record is from RefSeq and is a predicted model, not a curated record. NCBI's taxonomy places the organism in Eukaryota, Fungi, Basidiomycota, Agaricomycetes, Polyporales, Laetiporaceae.
AUGUUCCAAUUGCGUAUCAGAGUUCAGAUGCCACUACAGAUCACCGAGGCGCUCUCAGAUGGAGAUCACAGUUCAGAAGAUGAAGAAAAUGUUCAAGAUAUGCUUGUAGCUGAGGGUGUCACAUUUGUUCCAGAAUUGGUAUUUUCUAAUCCUGCUACUGCUCAACUAUGGGCUGCAUCGCUUGCCAAAGCAUUGUCUUCUAGUCCAAGUGCAGUCGCUGGACUGACGGAUAUGCAGGAUGGAGCUGACGAAGGCCACUGUGUGGAGACCACCAUGCAUAAUGGAAAUCGGAGUCAGUACCCCAAGCUGGCAUUGCAGACGUCUCAAGCAAGUCCCACAGUUCCUUCUUCGGCACCCCCUCUGCACCUGCAAUGA